AUGCAAGGUGGAAAUCCAUUUGAUAGACAAGGCUUUGGACAGCCAGGAUUUGGAGGAAUGCCAUUCGAUGAGAAUGACUCUUUCAUCGCUGGUGGUGGAGUUCAGAAGAGAAGAAGACAAGACCCUAAUAGCAAUGAAAUUCAAAGAGAACAUGGUGUAUUCCAUGAAAAAUUAGGAUCCAUUUUAGGGCCUGCGUACGUUGGAGCAUUUGGACUCGGAGCAAUUUACGGACUCACAAAGACUCCUCCAAUGAGAGCAAGAAGAACUUAUAGACUCUAUAUCAAUAACUACUUGAAUGAAAUCGGAAAGACUUCCUCUAGAUGGGCUAAUCAGACUGCAGCAGCUGUUUUCCUUUAUCUCUUAGUUGGUAAAUGAAUCAACUUCGUCUUCUAUGAAGAGCUUGAGCAUCUUCCUGACUCAGCUAAGGCAUCAACAUACGGAUUAUUCACAGGACUUCUUUAUAAGAGUACUAGAGGAUUCAGACCAGCAUUAUUCGGCUCAGUGCUCGGUGCUUCCUUCGGAUAUGCAUUUGCUUCCUUCUGGGAGAGAUCAUCUGAUGGUAAGAAGUUCGGUCUCUAAAUAAAAUAAAAAGCAGAGAGAUUCUCUAUGUUUAACAACACCCAUGAUUUCAAUAGA
Molecule: messenger RNA, 636 nt
Organism: Moneuplotes crassus
Lineage: Eukaryota; Ciliophora; Spirotrichea; Euplotida; Euplotidae
Source: the annotation of a GenBank genome assembly